Messenger RNA from Hydra vulgaris (swiftwater hydra), 3486 nucleotides. Its product is annotated as ubiquitin-like modifier-activating enzyme 6. Gene Ontology annotation, biological process: protein ubiquitination; ubiquitin-dependent protein catabolic process; DNA damage response. Lineage: Eukaryota; Metazoa; Cnidaria; Hydrozoa; Anthoathecata; Hydridae. Gene Ontology annotation, cellular component: cytoplasm; nucleus. The record is from RefSeq and is a predicted model, not a curated record. Gene Ontology annotation, molecular function: FAT10 activating enzyme activity; ubiquitin activating enzyme activity.
CACAAAACAAAACAAAAAUAAAAACAAAAAAACAAAAAAAUGCAGUUUUGAAAAAUAUUUUACUAGCAUAAUCUGGUUGUUGAAUUGCUUGCUGCUUGAAAAAUAUUUUAAUUAACAAAAAAAAAAAUGGAAACAGUAGUUGUCAAGGAUGAAAUUGAUGAUUCACUUUACAGCCGUCAAAGAUAUGUACUUGGCGACAAUGCUAUGCAAAAACUUGCAAAAUCAAAUGUUCUUAUCAUAGGUUUAGGAGGACUUGGUGUUGAAGUUGCGAAAAAUGUUAUUUUGGCUGGUGUGAAUUCGUUGACAUUAUUAGACGAAAAGAUUUGUCAGGAGAUUGAUCUUGGAACACAAUUUUUUUUAACUCAGCAAGAUGUUAAUAAUAAACUAUCCAGAGCAUCAGCGUGUAGAUCACGUCUUGCAGAAUUAAAUCCACAUGUUUCAGUACAAAUUAUAAAAGAUGAUAUUCUGAGUAAUCUUCCAUCUUUAAAGUCUUAUCAUUGCGUGGUAAUUACUGAGAUGCCAUUUUCUGACCAAGUUGUUUUAAAUAAUUUUUGUCGUGAGCAAACACCACCCAUUUAUUUUAUAUCUGGUGAUGUUCGUGGGUUGUUUAGUUAUGCCUUUUGUGAUUUUGGCAAUAAAUUUGAAGUUACUGAUAUUGAUGGAGAGGAGUACAGAGAAGUUUUUAUCGGAUCUAUUACUAAGUCUAACCCUGCAGUAGUUGGUACAUUAGAAAGUAGAUUACAUGGGUUACAAACUGGCGAUAAAGUGUUACUCAAAGGCAUAAAUGGCAUGUUACAACUAAAUUUCAAAACAUUUAUUGUUCAAUAUUUAACACCAUAUACUUUCAGCAUUGAUUGUGAUACUUCAACUGAUGACUAUCAGAUUUAUGAACAUGGUGGUGUGUUUUGCAAAAUAAAAACUCCUACCAUUAUGAAUUUUCAAAGCUUGGAAAUGCAGCUUACAAACCCUAGUAUAUUAUUAUGUGAUUUAUCAAAGUUAGAAUAUCCAUUACAAACUCUGCUUGCGUUUCAAAGUCUGUAUAAAUACAUUUCUCAGAAGCAAACAUUAAACAACCUGCAUACAGCUUUUAAUGAGUUGUAUGACAUUUCAAUAAGCAUAAACAGCAAGGUAACUAAUUCUGAAAUUUUAACAAUUUUAUCGAGAACUGGAAGUGGUGUAUUUGCACCAUUAUGUGCUGUCAUUGGAGGAAUUAUUUCACAAGAAGUUCUUAAGUGUCUUACUAGUAAAUUUACACCACUUUAUCAGUUUUAUAUUUUGGAUGCUAUGGAGCUUUCUAGUUCAAAUAAUAGGAGUGAAGUUGCAAAUAAUCGAUAUUUUUCGCUGAAUGUAUGUUUAAGCCCAGAUCUAGUUAAAAAAAUGUCAGAGCUAUCUUUAUUUAUGGUGGGAUGUGGAGCCAUUGGUUGUGAGUUGUUAAAGAACUUUGCGUUAGUUGGUUUAGCCACAAAAGGUGACAGCAUUUUGACUAUCACUGAUAAUGACUUAAUUGAAAAGUCUAAUCUUAAUAGGCAGUUUCUCUUUCGUCCUUGGCAUAUACAACAAUCAAAAUCAUUAGUCGCUUCAAAAGAAGUUUGUGUGAUUAAUCCAGAUAUAAAGAUUGAAGCACAUCAAAAUAAAAUUUCAGUUGACACUGAAAAUAUCUACAAUGAUCAUUUUUUUCAAAAAAUGGGUAUUAUCAUAAAUGCUUUGGAUAACAUUGAAACAAGACGAUAUAUAGAUGGGAGAUGUGUUUCUAACACAAGACCAUUAAUUGAGACAGGUACCAUGGGAACUAAAGGUCAUGUUCAGGUUAUUGUGCCUCACUUAACUGAGACUUAUUCUAGUCAGCGUGAUCCAGUUGAUGAAGAUAUACCAUAUUGUACCUUAAAGUCUUUUCCUCAACAGAUAGAACACACAAUUCAAUGGGCAAGAGACAAAUUUGAUAGCUUGUUUACUUAUGAACCAGAAGUUUACAAUAAAUUUUGGGAUAAAAACGAAGACAUGAAUGAAAUAAUUAAGUUUAUUAAAAAGAAUUUUGAAGAAAAUCAUCAGAUACCUGAUGGUUUUGUUGUUUCUGCAUCGUUGUUGAAAAAAAAACCUGCAAACUUUGAAUGCUGUGUUAAAGAAGCCUACCUCAAGUUUUAUAGCUACUUCCAUAAUAAGGCACUUCAGCUGCUAAAUUCUUUUCCACUUGACACAAAGAUGGCAGAUGGAACUUGGUUUUGGCAGUCUCCAAAAAAGCCACCAUCUCCAAUUCAUUUUGAUCCACAGAACCCAUUGCAUAUUCAGUUUGUCACUAGCUAUGCCAUGUUACUUGCGAAAACGUAUGGAAUCUGGAGUGAGGAUUGUAAAAGUGUUAAGAUCCCAGAUGUCAUCAAAUUAUUUCAGUUGCCAGAGUUUAAUCCAUCACAAAAGAAAGUUAUAAUUGAAGAGAACCAAGACAAAGAGAAUAAAAAUGUAAAUUUGGACAAAGUUGGUGGUCUCAUUCAGUAUUUAAGUUCUUUGAAAGAGUUAGAUGCUAUUUCUUUGUCUGUUGAACAUUUUGAGAAAGACAACGAUAGUAAUGGACAUCUUGAUUUUAUCUAUGCCACAGCUAAUUUACGAGCUAUCAUGUAUGGUAUUGAAAAUGUUGAUCGUUAUAAAAUCAAAAGAAUUGCUGGAAGGAUUAUUCCUGCAAUUGCAACAACAACAUCUGUUGUAGCAGGCCUAGCAACUCUUGAACUAUUAAAAGUUGUUGCUGGUUGUUCUAGAGAAAGUUUAAAGAAUUGUUUUCUGAAUUUGGCCAUACCUUUAAUGGUUUUAUCUGAACCAGCACCAGCUCCUAAAAUAAAAAUAAUAAACGAUGUUCAGUUUACAUGUUGGGACAGAUGGGACAUUCAUGGACAUAAAGAUUAUCGGCUAAAAGAUUUUGUUGAUUAUUUAAAAAAAAAAUGCGGAUUAACAGUCAACAUGGUAUGUCAAGGUUUAAAGAUGAUAUAUAUUCCAUUUAUGCCUGGUCAUCCAAAACGCCUUAAUAACUUGAUGACUGAUCUGCUGAAACCUAGUAAAGACACAGCAUAUAUUGAUUUGAUUGUUGCAUUUCAGGAUCCAGAAUUAAAUUCUGAAAGUGAUCUACCCUCUCCCCCAGUUCGAUAUUAUUUUUUGUAAAUCCUAGUUUUAUUAAAAUGCGUACUUUGAUUUUCUCUAAUUUUUAUAUUUUAAAUUAAUUUUGCAAAGUGAAUUUUUGAACUUUUUAAGCUGAUGAAUCUUAAUGCUUUCAAUGCUGCUCAAUUCGUAUCCGUUCAAUGAACUGAUACGCUUUUGUGUUUUAAAUAAAUGUUUUGAUGUUUGUUUUUUUAUUCGUCUUUUUUUAAUUUAAAGCAUCUUUUUCUUUUUAUUUAAUCAUAACAAAAUGACGUCAUUCUUUAACGAUAUCAUAGCGAUUUCAAACGAUAAUACUGAUUGUAUACGUUGUUGAUAUAUUAGUUAUAUUUCUGACAUCAUAGUUAA